AUGGAUGGUGACCAUACACUAGAUGAACAGAAAAACUUUGAUGGCCCCGACGAUAAAACUUCAGCAGUGAAUAAUUUAAUUUUAGAGUACUAUAAAAAAUUCGGAAAGAAACGUGAUUUAGAGCAGUUUUUCUCAUUGUCCACUGCUCAAAAUGAAAUAAGGGACCCAACUAGUUCAUUUUGGAAAAGAAUGAAGGCAUUGAGUGAUUCGUCCGAUUCCGGCGACAAAAAGAGCGAGUCGUCGGCAGAGCUUUGUAGAAUUUCUAUUCGAUGCUCUAUGCCAGAGGCUAGUACUUCCCAUCAAAAGGAGGAAACUAGAAAAAACACUGAUUCAGAUUCUCCACCAAUUAUCACUGAAGUUUAUGAACAAGAAAGUUCUGAUAAAUCUGAUGUUCAAUCUCUUAAAUCUGCUGAUGGAACACUAGAUACUUCUACUAAUAAACAUUUAUCACCUACCAGUAGUAUUACAUCACAGCGAAAACUGGAGUGGGACUCUUUAGCAGAUGUCGGUUAUGGAAAUGAGAGUGACAAAAAAACAUCUGCAUCUAGUCUCAGUACAUUAGAAAGAUUAGCAUUACAACAACAGUACUGUAAUGAUUCACAACAAACAAGCUUAGGAAUACCUACAGCACAUUCUACACCUCUAGAACCCACUGACACAAAAAAUUCAAUGACUAAAACAAAAGGAAAGAAAGAUCUUCUAAAAAGAACUACAAAAAUAUUGAAUAAAGACACAGAUUAUAUUGAAAUGAGCCUUCCGCAAAUACCGGAAGCUAGCCAAUCCAUAAAUUUCAAUCUAACAAAACAUAUUACUUUAAAUGUUGACAAAAAGGGUGAAGUAAACUUAGAAAAUGUUACAAAAAAUAUAUCAACUGCCCCAAAUGAAACCCAAAAAGUGUCUGUUGAAACAGAUAUGACACAACAAGAAAAAAAUGACAAGGAAAUACAAACCACUUUGAUGAAAGGAAAAGCUAAUGAAUAUCAUAUGUCUCUAAACUUACCUAAAUAUCCUGUUUCUGUUAACCUAAAUACUCUUAAAAAACAAAACAGGAAAAGGAAAUUUAGAAGAUUUAUAAGAAAAUCUAAGUUUAAGAAAGAAUCUAAACCUUCAAAAGAAAAUAAACUUAAAGAUAAAAGUGGUGAGCAGAUAUCUGCUGCUGAAAGUUUUGAAUACAUGCCUGCUCAUAUAUACCACCAAAACCAAAUAAAUGAUCAACAUGAAGUCACUGAACCAUCUCGGGAAGGAGACAAUAAAUCCAGUCUUGAAUCAAGUGCUGGCAAUACUACUGACUCAAGGAAAGGUAAAAAUUCAUUUGCUAAUGACUUAGAAAAGUGUUUAGAUCUGUUAAAAAUGACCUUGAAUAAAAAGCACACUGACAAAGAAUUAAAGAAAAAACUUGUUAAAGAAAUAGUUCAAAGACUUUUAAAGAAUAGGUAUAAAGAUGAUACGGAUAGCACAGAUUUCUUGUCUGGUCUAAGUUUUAGCAGCAAGAAAUUAGAUAUGGGCCACACAACAACAAGUACCUCAGAUAGUAAUAACACAGCAGAAAUGAAUUUCCUGAAACCCAAAAAAUCUAUUUUGCGUACUGAUAAAUUCAAUUCCAAAAUCUUGCCGUCCACUUCACAAAGCACGCCGAACCUACCCUCCGUAAUUAAGACUGAAAUAAAAAAUGUUACUAAAACGCAUGUUUCUUCAAACACGGAUUCUGAUCUGGCUAAAGACGCAAAAACCUCAUCAGAAGAAUUAUACCAAAAAUAUCUUUUAGCACUACGGAGAGAGCAGGCAUACAAAAAUCAUUUAAGAGACAAAGAAGCACUUUUCAAACAAAAACUAGUUGGCUCUGACAAUAUACUUAAUAAACAAGAUGUCAAAGCACAUAAUAGGAUCAAAGAUUUGAUGAAAGACCUUGUUAGAAACAACUAUGAUGAUGGUUCAGGUGAUGCAAGUAAAUUGGAAGGUUGUUCCAAUAGUCAUAUUGAUUUAAAUGUUCAAAAUCCUAUUAGGAAACACAGAAGCCAUUCAGUGUUUACUUUAUCUUCUGGAACAUCAGAUAACCAACAAAAAGCAAGCCUUAAAAAGACAGAAAUUGGGGCUACACAUGCAACUUGCAGUAAGACCAACAAACAUUACUGUUGCUGUCCUUUUCACACAGUUAAUAAGCUUGGUGUAACUGACAGUGCUGUGCAAGUGAAUAUCCUAUGCCAUGAGGAUAAACAUCCUGACCAACAUCCAAUUAAUCCUAAUCAGAAGCGAUUAUGUGGAAAAUGUUCAACCUUAUCCCCUAACACUAGUAAAUUUGUAACAGACAUAAAAACAAAUGAUAUUAGGUAUGUAUGUUUGUGCAAGGAGACAGAUGAUCAAGUUCCUGAUAAUAUUCUGAUUUAUAAAUGUUCUCGGCUAGACACCGGGGUCAGUUUAAAAUCCAAUAAGACUGAGACCUCAGACUGUCCUAAUAUAAUAUAUAAAGAAAAGAAAGACAAAGAAAAUAUUACCAUGUCUAAAAAACCUACUCCUAAAGGUAAAUUGUUAAAAUAUGAAGUUUCAAGCACAAAAUCAUCUCAAACUAAUUUGAAUUUAAGUGAAAUAUUACGACAAAAGGGCAGUAACAAAAGCCCUGCAUCUGCUUCAACAGUACAAGAAAUCCCUUCCAAUGUACUUGAUUCUAUAGAUAAAAAACUAAAAAAGAAAGCUACUAAAUUAGUUCAUGAAGCAAUACGUUGCACACAAACUGAUAUUACUAUAAAUCCAAAAAUUCCUGAUCCUACUUAUUCUGACAUUCAAAUUAUAGAUAAAAAGGACUGCGCAAAAUUAAUAAGUGAACAUUUUAAAAGAGUUUCAGAUGACAAUAUGAAAACAAGUUCUGAUGACCUUACAGAUUUAAAGACUGAUAGCUCAGACAAUACCUUAAACAAAAACGUAUCACCAGCUUUGUGUUGCAGUGAGGAAGAGAAGAGAAUUAAACCAGUCAUAGAAGCUAGUUCAUCAAGUAAUCUUGGGAGCCAAUGUAAUUUACUGAAGGAAAGAAAAUAUUCUAUUCCUAUAGAAGGUACUAACAUGACGCUUAAAGUUAGUUUAGGUGACACAGAAGUUUUAUCACACACUAUACCAAAGACAUCCUUACCGGUUUCUUCUAUUGACAAUGUUAUCCUUGCAUCGAAAAACACUUCAACAGAAAAACCUAAAAGCGUUGACAACUCUACAUCUCUGAUAGAAGAGUGUUCAGUUGGUGUACAAUCAAAUGACAAUAAUAUAUUUAAUGACUUUUAUAAACAAAGAACAGUUAAAUCUUCCAUUACACAGGAGGUACCUAAAAAUAAUUUAGAUAUCAUAAAUUCUGCAAGAAGUAAUUGCGAAGGACGUAUUAUUUACAAUACUUAUCCUAAAGCAGAUAAAACAAACACAUUGAAACCUUUACUACGUUCUAAUACUGACACUGGUAAGAUGGAAAGAGGUUCACACGUUACAUUUGACGAACUUAAUAAUAAUAAAGAGCAUACAGCUGCUUCUUCUCUAAAGAAAAAAACAAUAUCAGUGGCAACUGCCACUCAUGACAUUAGCCUUGUUAAUUUAAAAAAAUCUUCACAAAGUAGUAAGGAGCCCGAGAGUUCAAAGUCAAUAUCUGACUGUGAAUCACAAACAAAAUCCUCAAGUACAAAUGCUGACAGUGCCAAAGAUGAUGUAGCAAAAGAUCCUUUGAUCGAUUUAAUCCAAGGUAUUACCAAGAGAUAUUCUAAAACCGACAUAGAAAGGAAUAAAAGGAAAAAGUGUUUCAAAGAAAUUAUUACUGUUCUUAACUAUUUAUUGGAUACUGAGGACAGCUCAGAUCGGGAACCAAAGUCUGGUUCAUCUACAGAAGACCCGGAGAAAGUUGAUAAAUUAAAAAUGAAAAGUACAAAAUCUGUACCCACAAAGCUAUAUGUUGAUAAGGCAGUCCAACCAUCAAUUGAACCAAAAUUAAAUAAACAUACUGAAUCUUCAGGCUUGCCAACAUCUACUGAGUUCACUACUUCCACUGAUUCAACGACGUGCCAAGUACUUAACAAGAUAAAGAAGGAAUGUGAUAAAUAUCAUCAGAGACGCUGUAAAUCACACGUAAGCAGGAAGUGUGAGGAAUCCAGCAGUACAUCUAUGAACUGCGAUCAGUGUAGGCGUGUCCAUCAUUGUUAUUGCAAAGGUUCCAAAUGCAAAAAAGAAAAGUCAAGAAAGAAAUGUGUCGCGUACAAUUUAAUACUGCAAUCGGAUAGUUUAGUUAGCGAAGAGACCAUCUAUGAAAAGAACGAUCGCCCGUUGCGGAAUAUAAUAGUAAAGGUACCGAAACGUAAAUACGAGAAUGUGCCAUUUAGAGAAGUGUCGGCGAAAUUCGAAAGGGCGAUGCAGCACAUGCCCCACUGUCCAAAGGUUCAUAGGUCGAAGAGUUUACCGGAUGAUAAUGACGCGUCGAGUACCGAGGAUAUGAUACGACAGACUCAAGCAUACUCUUUGAAGGAGUACUUGGAAAGAAAUCGUCCAGAUUUUGUAGAGAAAAGCUCCCAGCGCCAAAGCUGUUUGAAGAUGAUUAAUGAAACGAGAGCACACGAAAGGGCAACCAAGCGCGAGUUGCUGUCGGUGCAAGUGGGUCAACGAGAUGCAUUGAGUGCGCUAUCACAGAAUGAACUGCUCACUUUCGCGAAGCAGCUUGGUACCCAGCUCAGAACGAGAAAGCUGGCACCCAAAUUCAUAAGUGAACGGGACAUGAAACGACAUUCGCAGAAAAUUUACAAAUCACUGCCAGAAGUUCAACGGAAGAAAGAGGAAAUUAAAAAAGAGAGUCAAAAAAAGACUAAUUUACUCCUUGCAAAUAUUUUUAAAAAGAAUCUACAAAAGAAAACUUUACAAGGCGCCGUUAAUUUAUCAAAUUAUAGUACAAUAAUUAAGAUUUAG
This is a messenger RNA of Leptosia nina, 4920 nucleotides long. NCBI's taxonomy places the organism in Eukaryota, Metazoa, Arthropoda, Insecta, Lepidoptera, Pieridae. The record is from the annotation of a GenBank genome assembly.